AUGCGCCUGCUUUGGCGGCGGCUGCGCUUCCAGCUCGCUUUACGCCGCGUAGCUUCUCGGCCUAGCGUGGCAUUUCGCUCCCCCAUCGGCGCCCCGGAAAUCAUGGCCAAAUACGUGGAGCUGUGCACCAAAGCGAAGAUGCCCAUUCUGGGCCUGGGCACUUGGAAGUCCCCACCAGGGAAAGUUGCAGAGGCUGUGAAGAAAGCCAUUGACGUGGGGUAUCGCCACAUAGACUGUGCCUAUGUGUACCAAAACGAAGAUGAGGUUGGCAACGGAAUCCAGGAGAAAAUCAAGGCCGGGGUUGUAAAGCGUGAGGACCUUUUCAUUGUCAGUAAGUUGUGGUGCACAUUCCACGAGAAAGCCAUGGUGAAGGGUGCCUGUAAAGGAACUCUUAAGGCCUUGAAGCUGGAGUACCUAGACCUCUACCUUGUUCACUGGCCUGUGGGAUUCAAGGCUGGAGAGGACCUAUUCCCAUCUGAUGAAAAAGGCAUGAUAAUACCCAGUAACACGAAGUUUGAGGACACCUGGGAAGCAAUGGAGGAGCUGGUGGAUGCUGGAUUGGUGAAGGCUAUUGGAGUUUCCAAUUUCAACCGCGAUCAGCUCGAGAGAAUCUUGAACAAGCCCGGGUUGAAGUACAAGCCUGCAAAUAAUCAGAUUGAGUGCCACCCGUAUCUUACCCAGGAAAAACUGAUCAGCUACUGUCAGUCCAAAGGGAUCGCUGUCACAGCGUAUAGCCCCCUCGGCUCCCCUGACAGACCAUGGGCCAAGCCAGAGGAUCCCUCUCUCCUGGAUGACCCCAAGAUCAAAGAGAUAGCUGCUAAGCACAAUAAAACUGCAGCUCAGGUCCUGAUCCGCUUUCAUAUCCAAAGAAAUACCAUUGUGAUUCCCAAAUCUGUCACUCCUGCACGUAUUGAAGAAAACUUCAAGGUGUUUGACUUUGACUUGACUAAGCAGGAGCUGGAAACCAUUCUCAGUUUCAACAGGAACUGGAGAGUGUGUGCAUUUAGCACGUGUGCGAACCACAAGGAUUAUCCUUUCAAAACCGAAUAUUAAGUCUGGUCCUGAAACUUUUCAAAACAGAAAAUGUGGACUUUUUGUGUAGACUUCCUGGCAUGAAAAAUAAAUAAAUAAAUAAAUAAUCUGUCCUCUCCACACAUCUUCUAUAAACCUUUUCCAGCCUAGAUGCGAUAUGUUCUGAGCAGAGGUAUUUUAAAGAACAAAGCGAUGUGUCAUCUUUAUUUGGCAGAAUCAUCCUUGCCAAUACGAGCUGUUGGAAUUAUAGAGAGGUGAAUAGUAACAUCCAACUUUUGUACCACCACUUCUCCCCCGGUUUCCUCCCCUCAUCUGAAAAGACAGAAUAUGUUAACACUUUUUAUGGGAGACACAAGUUCUAAUGCCUUUUGUGUUUUAAAACUGUGUUGUUGUUUUCUGGACACACCUUUGCCUUGGCACCACACUGGGAGCUUCUAAGUUAUAGGUUUGUGUGCAGUCUGUUCGUUGCUACAUGGGUAGCUCUCUCUAAAGGAUUUGAAGUGUUUUCUUCUUACAGUAUUGCUUCUAAUAAAAUUGCCUGGUUACUAUAA
This is a messenger RNA of Zootoca vivipara (common lizard), 1583 nucleotides long. RefSeq names its product aldo-keto reductase family 1 member B1. The record is from RefSeq and is a predicted model, not a curated record. Gene Ontology annotation, molecular function: oxidoreductase activity. Lineage: Eukaryota; Metazoa; Chordata; Lepidosauria; Squamata; Lacertidae.